Molecule: messenger RNA, 1241 nt
Organism: Brachypodium distachyon (stiff brome)
Lineage: Eukaryota; Viridiplantae; Streptophyta; Magnoliopsida; Poales; Poaceae
Product: protein IRON-RELATED TRANSCRIPTION FACTOR 2
Exons: 3
Coding region: 283-1011 (242 amino acids)
Biological process (GO): regulation of transcription by RNA polymerase II
Cellular component (GO): RNA polymerase II transcription regulator complex
Molecular function (GO): DNA-binding transcription factor activity, RNA polymerase II-specific; protein dimerization activity; RNA polymerase II transcription regulatory region sequence-specific DNA binding
Source: RefSeq, a predicted model, not a curated record
AGUCCGGAACUGGCCCAAGCUAACUCCAUCCACAUAUCAAACCUACAACAAAAUGCAGCAGUAGUACUUAAUGCUAACUCAUUAAAAUUCGAUUAGCGCAAGCUUAGGGUCCUCCUCCCCUGAAGCUACAGCUUCUUCUCUCGCGGCUCGCCAAGAACAACAAUUAAUUAACAAUGCCAUUAGCUAGCUAGCUAGCUAGCUAGCUAAAUCCCCUCUCCGAUCCGAUUCCGAUCCAUCUCUAACCUCUCGACUCGAUCCAGCAAGGUUGAUCAAGAUCCAUCAAUGGGGCACAAGCAGCUGUUCGUGGACGACCCGUUCGCGAGCAGCAUCUCGUCUCUGGAGGCGGAGGCCAUCUUCUCCGGCGCCGGCGGGCAGUGGCGCGCCGGCGGCGGCCUCGACGACCGUGACCUCUCCGCCAUGCCGGCGGCGGCCAACACCUCGUCGGGCGGCUCCGGCUCUCCCGGCGGCGGCGGCAGGAAGAUGAGCCACAACGCGUACGAGCGCGACCGCCGCAAGCAGCUCAACGAGCUCUACUCCUCCCUCCGCUCCCUCCUCCCCGACGCCGACCACACCAAGAAGCUGAGCAUCCCGAUCACAGUGUCGCGGGUGCUAAAGUACAUCCCGGAGCUGCAGAAGGAAGUGGACGGGCUGGAGAGGAAGAAGGAGGAGCUGACGCGCGCCAACUGCAAGCCCGGGGUGAUCGCCAUGAAGGACCAGAACGUUGCUCCCGUCGUCUCCGCGACCUGCCUCGACGACAAGGACAUCAUGGUUCAGGUCAGCUUGCUCAGCGGCAUGGCGGCGGCGGCUCUGCCGAUGUCCACGUGCAUAAAGAUUCUGGAGAACGAAGGUCUUCGCCUCGUCAGCUCGUCCACUUCUGCCUUUGGGAACAGGACGUUCUAUAACCUCCAUCUUCAGAGAAACCAGCGAACGAUGAGCAAGGAGUGCCCAGCGUUCUGUGACGAGCUGGAGAAAGCCAUCAAGAAAAAGGCAGGACUGCAUAUGCAUCAGUGAUAUAUAGAUUUGCGGAUUAUAGAUUGGACGGUGCCUAAUUAACUACUACCAUGAAUCAAAAUCCAUGCCAUAGAUAUAGGAUGAGAUAAACAGUGCUGCUAGAUGAUAUGGUGUAUCUGUAGCGUGUGUCCCUCGGAUUCAUAACAAGUGUCGUUGAUUUAGUACAAAGUUGUAAUAGAGUUGUACCAAAUGAGCGACACUUAAUAUGCAUCAGAAAUAGUAUUAUAUUA